Egretta garzetta (little egret) is the source of this 1972-nucleotide messenger RNA. RefSeq names its product glutamate decarboxylase 2 (gene GAD2). Gene Ontology annotation, biological process: GABA shunt. NCBI's taxonomy places the organism in Eukaryota, Metazoa, Chordata, Aves, Pelecaniformes, Ardeidae. Gene Ontology annotation, molecular function: glutamate decarboxylase activity; pyridoxal phosphate binding. The transcript is spliced from 13 exons. Bases 54 to 1490 code for a protein of 478 amino acids. Gene Ontology annotation, cellular component: cytoplasm. The record is from RefSeq and is a predicted model, not a curated record.
UCCUUUCUCCGUUCCCAGAUCUCCUGCCAGCAUGCAAUGGAGAAAUAACAACUAUGUCUUUCCUACAAGACGUUGUGGACAUUUUACUUCAGUACGUGGUGAAAAGUUUUGAUAGAUCAACAAAAGUUAUUGAUUUCCAUUACCCAAAUGAGCUGCUCCAGGAAUAUAACUGGGAACUGGCAGACCAGCCACAGACCUUGGAAGAGAUUUUAUUGAACUGCAGAACAACUCUGAAGUACGCAAUUAAAACAGGGCACCCUAGAUAUUUUAAUCAACUUUCAACUGGAUUGGACAUGGUUGGAUUGGCAGCAGACUGGCUGACAUCAGCAGCAAAUACUAAUAUGUUCACCUAUGAAAUUGCUCCAGUGUUUGUACUUUUGGAAUAUGUCACACUAAGGAAAAUGAGAGAGAUGGUUGGCUGGCCAGGGGGCUGUGGCGAUGGGAUAUUUUCACCUGGUGGUGCCAUAUCUAACAUGUAUGCUAUGUUGAUUGCACGUUUCAAGAUGUUCCCAGAAGUUAAAGAAAAAGGAAUGGCAGCUAUUCCCAGACUGGUUGCCUUCACAUCAGAACAUAGUCACUUUUCUGUGAAGAAAGGAGCUGCAGCCUUGGGUAUUGGUACAGAUAGUGUGAUUCUGAUUAGAUGUGAUGAAAGAGGAAAAAUGAUCCCAUCAGACCUUGAAAGAAGAAUUCUUGAAGCCAAACAAAAAGGAUUUGUUCCUUUUCUGGUGAGUGCCACAGCUGGGACAACAGUGUACGGGGCGUUUGAUCCGCUCAUAGCUAUUGCAGACAUCUGCAAGAAAUAUAAAAUCUGGAUGCACGUGGAUGGAGCAUGGGGCGGCGGGCUCCUGAUGUCAAGAAAGCACAAAUGGAAGUUAAAUGGCGUUGAAAGGGCCAAUUCGGUGACCUGGAACCCUCACAAGAUGAUGGGCGUCCCGCUGCAGUGUUCAGCCCUGCUAGUAAGAGAAGAGGGAUUGAUGCAGAGUUGCAAUCAAAUGCACGCUUCCUACCUCUUUCAACAAGACAAGCACUACGACCUGUCGUAUGACACAGGAGACAAGGCUUUGCAAUGUGGACGGCACGUUGAUGUCUUCAAGCUAUGGCUGAUGUGGAGGGCAAAGGGAACUACAGGAUUUGAAGCACAAAUUGAUAAGUGCUUGGAACUUGCAGAAUACCUGUAUAAUAAAAUAAAGAACAGAGAAGGGUAUGAAAUGGUGUUUGAUGGAAAGCCUCAGCACACAAACGUCUGCUUCUGGUAUAUACCUCCCAGCUUGCGCAGCAUGGAAGACAACGAAGAAAGGAUGAGCCGCCUUAUGAAGGUGGCACCAGUGAUAAAAGCCAGGAUGAUGGAGUAUGGGACGACCAUGGUGAGCUAUCAGCCCCUGGGAGACAAAGUAAACUUCUUCCGGAUGGUCAUCUCAAACCCCGCAGCGACUCACCAAGACAUUGAUUUCCUGAUCGAUGAAAUAGAACGCCUGGGACAAGAUUUAUAAUAAUUGGGUGUGAAAGUCUGUUCCUGGACCUCUGACUAGACAAUUAAGUUGUCACAAACUGUGCGAAUGUAUUUGUAGUUUGUUCCAAAGUAAAUCUAUUUCUAUAUUGUGGCGUUGGAGUAGAGUACAGUUUAAAAUCAAGAAACAUGGCUCCUUUAAAGUCCUUUCCUGAGUUUUAGAAUACCUCCUUAAUAAUUAGCUGAACAAAAAGCUGCAUUGAAACAAAUAAGGAAGAACAGAAGAUACUUAAGAUUUUAUCCCCAAUUUUAACACAGUGACUUCUUUAAAUUAAAAGCAAUCAGACUGAAUGAUGCCAAAUUUGCCCAAAAUGAUGACAAAAUCGAAUUGGGGGAAGUGGGAGGGGGCAGCGAGAAGCAGAGUAUACAAGCUGUGUGUUUAAAAGCGGAAGUAUUUUGCCUUUUUCAUAGUAUUAGGACAGAAUUUCUAAUUUACCUAUAGUAACAUUUCAAAUGUAUUUAAAU